Entrophospora candida is the source of this 1341-nucleotide messenger RNA. The record is from the annotation of a GenBank genome assembly. Lineage: Eukaryota; Fungi; Glomeromycota; Glomeromycetes; Entrophosporales; Entrophosporaceae.
AUGGAGAUAAUUAAAUUUCCAAAUGAAUCGGCAAAUGAAUUAAAAUUAUUGAUUGAAUCAAUUUAUCCAAGAUAUGCCUUAUUAUGUAAACCAAUUUGUGAUUAUGUCAGACUAAUUAGAAUUAAUAAUAUAUUAAGUGAAUUACAUGGAACAUUAAAAUUAAUAGGAAAUUGUGCUGAUUGUAAGAAAAAAAUGACAAAAGGUGAUUAUCUUCUUAUGAUGUAUUUGAAUAAAUCAAUUGAUGCAUUAAAUGAAUUUUCAAAUAGAUUUAAAAAAAAUGAGGAAGAAGAAAGUAUAAAUUUAAUUAUAAAAUCAUAUCACAAUUUAAUUAGCACAGAUGUUAGAUUGAAUGUUUUUACACAAUUAUCACAAAAUGAGUCUAAUUGGGCUAUAAGAUAUUAUCGAACUCAAAAAGGUUCUAGAUAUUAUAAAACAUGUUUGGAAAUGCAAGAUUCUGAAUUCAAAAAAUAUUUUAGAAUGUCUAAAGAAAUACUUGGAAAUAGGUUUGGAAUGGGAGAAUCUACAACCGGAUAUGUUUUAAGAGAUGUGGUGAAUGCUAUAAAUAAAAGAUUUUUGAAAGAAAAAAUCAGACUUCCAGUGAAUGAGAGUGAAUGCUUGGAGAUUAGUGAUGGGUUUAGUAAAGUGGCAGAUUUUCCAGGAAUAUUUGGUAUUAUAGGAUGUAGUCAUAUUAAAAUCAAAUCGCCAUCGACUUUUGCAACAAAUUAUUAUAAUCAUCAAAAAAACCAUUAUUCAAUAAUAAUACAAGCGGUUGUGGAUGAUAAAAAGAAAUUUAUUGAUAUGUCGGUUGGUUAUCCUGGUUCGACGCAAGAUAAUAUAGUCGGUAGUAAUAAUAUUAUUGAUGACGAUAAAAUUAUUAGUAGCAAUAGUAGUGGUAAUAAUUUAUCACAAUUUUAUCUUUUAGGUGAUGUUGGUUAUCCUAAUUUAAAUUGGAUGCUGACACCAUACAAUGACGAUGAUCAAGGAACGAUUCUCACAAGAGAGGAAUCGUAUUAUAAUUUGUGUCAUUCACACACAAGAAAAAAAAUAGAACAAAGUUAUGGAUUGUUAAAAUCUAGAUGGAAAUGUCUUAAUAUUACUUUUGAAGCGUCAAUUGAAUUUGUAGCAUUGAUUGUAUCAGCUUGUUGUAUUUUACAUAAUCUUUGCGAAGAAAGAAAAGAAUUUCUACCACCAUGUGAAAUCUUUUCUGAUAAUGAGAAGGUGGAAUUUACUCGUAAUAAUAUUAGAUCAGAAGCUGGUAUUUUAAAGAGAGAUAAAAUCAAAAAUCAUUUAUGGUUUACAAGAACUAAUAAUGAAACUGAAAAUUUUACUAAUUAUUAUUAA